ACACGAAAGAAAUCGUCGUAGUAAAUCAAAAUAAGGCUAGAAAGAGGCAGCGAGCUCCAGAAAAUUGGAAAAGGAAUGUGGAAAAGACCAGAAGGUAAUGAGUUUUUUAAAACUAAGGAUGGUGUGUUCUUUUAGAUAUUCUGCUGUAACUCUACCAAAAUACCCAAAAUGUAAACAUUGUACUAAAGUUAUAGAUGCAGUACUUUGACAAUGUUAGAUAUUAAAAAGUUUCAUAAUGCUUUUUACGAGAACCAAACUAAGGUGGGUCAAGACAACUUUAUCAUAAAGUUCUCCCAGAUAGGGUACAAACAUAGUGGAACGACGAGGCUAGAGGCACAGCGACGAUAUAAGCGACGUGGCAGGAGACAUACACAUAGUAAGGAGACAGAAGUCGCGAUUAAUUGCGACUCUUCAAAUUCAAUUUAGUCAAAACAAUGUUUUCCGACAGUGAAGAUGAAAUUUUGUUUGACAAUGCCGCGCUUCGCGGACUUAUUGUAAUGGGAGGUUUAAACAGAACUUGCUCUGUACAUCCCAUUAAUAAAUCGCGCAAACGAUUUGGACAGUAUCAUACACUAUUUUUUUAACUCAAGCAGCAUCCAGACCGAUUUUUCGAGUACUUGAGAAUGGAUAUUGCUACUUUUAACUAUAUUUUAGAAAAAGUGUCUCCAUGUCUACAAAUGAAUUGGACAAACUACAAUAAACAACCCAUUGGACCGGAAGAGAGGUUGGUUAUUACUUUAAGAUAUUGUGCUACAGGGGAAUCUUUCAAAAGCCUAUCAUUCACUUUUCGCAUGGGAGCUACAACAGUUGGAUCAAUUGUUAAAGAAACUGUUAACGCGGUAUGGAAUAUAUUACAGCCAAUACACUUGCCAGUUCCAACACAGGAUGAUUUCAUUAAAAUCAGUGAAGAUUACAUGAAAAUCUGGAAUUUUCUUAAUUGCUUAGGUGCAUUGGAUGGCAAGCACGUAAAAAUUAAAUGUCCCAGUCAUUCAGGAAGUAUGUUCUUUAAUUAUAAAAAAUUCUUCUCGAUCGUUCUUCAAGCAGUCUGUGAUGCAAAUUAUCGCUUUACUGUAAUAGAGGUGGGAGGAUAUGGACAACAAUCCGAUGAGGGUACUUUUCAAAGUUCGGCUUUCUCUAAAUUACUUUCAAAGAAACAAUUAAAUGUACCAACUGAACAGUCUCUACCACAUACGCAAAUUCGAAUGCCAUUUGUUUUCAUAGCCGAUGAAGCAUAUCCACUACAAGAAAACUUGCUUAAACCCUAUAGUAGACAAACUCUGAAUCCUGAAAGGCAGUACUUUAACCAGCGAUUAUCUAGAGCUAGGAAGACGAUUGAAUGUUCAUUUGGUAUAAUAUAUGCAAAAUGGAGAAUAUUAUCGAAAGCCAUAGAAACAAACGAACAACUCGCCGACAUUACAAUUAAGGCAAUUUGUCUUUUACAUAAUAUUAUCAUGGAUAAAGAGGGUUUCGAAAGGCAUUUAAAAUUGGUCACAGAAAUUCCUGCAAAUAAUAAUUUUACAAGACCCAAUUGGAAUGCAAGAGGUCGGGUUCCCAAUUAAGCAAUUUUUAUUCGUGACACAUUUAAAGAUUACCUAAAUAAUUUCCCUAUUCAAUAUGAGUGACUCUGUAUAUAAAAUAAAGGUAUGUACUUAAAAUUUACUUUCCUGUUAUUCCACAUUCUGUAGCUACUUGUGACCAAUUUCAUCUAAUACAUAACGGUUUCUAUGAUCUGGAUGAGAAGCAUUCCAUAAUGCACGCCUGUUGAACACGCAGGUUAUUAUGUUUACUUGCUCAGCCAUUGCGUAUAUGCUGUACCAACAAACAACCUUUUCUAAACCAAAACAUGCAAAAACCAAUCAAAACCGUCCCGUAUCAACGCGGCAAUAAAUGCAAAUUUUAUCUCGACGCGCACCGCGUCGCUUUUCUCGUCGCCUAGUACCGCGUCGAUCUCUUUACUAUGUUUGGCUUCAUUACAAUACACGAUGAAAUA
This is a messenger RNA of Anthonomus grandis grandis, 1990 nucleotides long. RefSeq lists its product as uncharacterized. Lineage: Eukaryota; Metazoa; Arthropoda; Insecta; Coleoptera; Curculionidae. The record is from RefSeq and is a predicted model, not a curated record. Bases 624 to 1559 code for a protein of 311 amino acids. The transcript has 2 exons.